CAGGCAGCUUGAAGUCUUUUGAGACGGGAGAUGGACCUUGGCUUGCUAGAAGAUCUCUGCCUCUCUGCUCAUCCAGGUUUCUAAGCGCCGGCAUGGAGGCCUCAGCUGAGGAAGGAAGAGCUGGUUAUCUCUCACAGCCCAGAGAAAUUUCACAACAGCUGCAGUCUUACGUCACCUGGGUGAAUUCACAGCUCAAGAAGAAGCCAGAAGUUCAACCGGUGCAGGAUUUGAGGCGCGACCUCCGCGAUGGCCUGGUCCUUACGUCUCUCAUUGAGAUCGUAGCUGGAGAGAAGCUCGGGGGUGUGGAGGAGUCGCCCACCGACCAGCAGGCCAUGAAGGAGAACGUGGAGAAAGUCCUGCAAUUCGUGGCGUCCAAGAAGAUCCGCAUGCACCAGACCUCGGCUAAAGAUAUCGUGGACGGGAAUCUGAAAUGCAUCAUGAGGUUGGUCCUUGCGCUGGCCGCUCACUUUAAGCCCGGAUCCGGCAAAAUCGCUUCGCCAAAACCCGUGGAGGAGAUCCAGGGGGGGAGCGGAAUCUUGCUGGCCCAUCCCAGGCCUCGCUCGGCCGUGGCUGUGGCCCAGGAGGCUGUGGCUGCCCUGGCAGAGGUGCGCCAAGAUGUCUCGGGAGUGGGCCGCGGUGCCUUCCAGCCUCACCCCAGAAACAGCCACCCGCACGGAGGGACUGAGCGGCCGCACUGGAGCGUCCGGGCACUCGUCCAGCAGUACGAAGGCCAGCAGAGCAGUGGCCCUUCAGAGUCCUCUUUCUCCAGCCUCACCUCUCCUAGCCCUAUCAACAGCGCCAAGAGUGAAUCGGGCAGCACCCGCUCCGAGGAGAAAGGAGGCUUUGACUUUGGCCACGAAGAAGAAGAUGGAGAAGAAAAAGCAGGAACAAGGACAGAGGGGGCUGAAAGCCCUAUGAAGCGAGAUUGGUCUCCAAAGUGUCCUGCCCCGAGUCUGGAGACUUCGUGGGAGGAGCAUCUCCUGGAACAGCAGGAUCACUUGGAGAAAGAAAUGGAAGAGGCCAAAAGGAUGAUCUCUGGAUUGCAGGCGCUGCUGCUGAACGGAUCCCUCCCCGAGGACGAGCAGGAACGGUCGCUGGUCCUCUGUGAGCAGGAAGCCUGUCCGGAAGAGCAGCUGGUCAUCAUCCGGAGCCGCCUGGAUCAAAGUCUAGAGGAGAACCAGGAGUUGAAGAAGGAACUGCAGAAAUGCAAGCAGGAGAACCGGAAUCUGCAGGGAGUCAAGGACGCUUUGCAGCAGAGGCUGGCCCAGCAGGACCCUCUGAUGCUGCAGAUAAAGCAGGAGCUGCUGAGAGCCAAUAUGGACAAGGAGGAGCUGCACAGCCAGAACGCUGAUCUCCAGCGGAAGGUGGAAGAGCGGAAUCGGCUUCUGGCAGAGUACAAGAAAGAGCUGAGCCAAAAGGAACGUCUCCUGCACCAGCACCAGGCCAAGAUGGAGGAGAUGCUCCACCAGCUCUCCGAGGCCGGGUAUCAACAGGCCGAGUUGGAACGGGAGCUUCAGCACAAGGAGGCGCUGCUCGCGCGCUGCCUGAAGAAGGACGUGGAAGAGGUGAUUCUCUACGCCAACCACAACUCUCAGAGUAACGGCUUCCUCCAGUCCUUGGGCAAAGGGACGGCCUCCUCAACGCACAGAGGGAGCAGCGACCUGCAGCUGGUGCGCGAGGCCCUUCGGAGUUUGCGGAAUAGCUUCAGCGGCCACGAUCCCCAGCACCACACCAUCGACAGCCUGGAGCAGGGCAUCUCCAGCCUGAUGGAGAGGCUGCACCGCAUGGAGGUGCAGAAGAGGCAGGAGAAGAGGGUCCGAGGGAAGUCGCCUGCAGGCCACGCAGGGAACGAAUACCGGGAAUCUUGGCCUUCCAACUCCAAACUGCCUCAUUCUCACAGCACGCCAGCGGUGAGCAACAGCCCUUGUACCAAAGUGCUGUACUUUACCGAUCGCUCCCUCACCCCCUUCAUGGUCAGCAUUCCAAAGAGAUUAGGGGAGGUGACGCUAAGGGACUUCAAAUCGGCCAUUGACCGAGAUGGGACGCACCGGUACCACUUCAAAGCUCUGGAUCCAGAGUUUGGGACGGUCAAAGAGGAGGUUUUCCAUGACGACGAUGUCAUUCCUGGAUGGGAGGGAAAGAUUGUGGCUUGGGUGGAAGAGGACCACGGCGAGAACUAAAGCCUUCUCUUUCGGCUGCUGGAUGUGCCAGAUGUUCACCAAAAAGACCAAACUCCCAAACCCUCACAACAAGUGUUGAUAACGUGUGAUUUAAACUGCCAAAAGAAAGGAACUUUGAUGAACUUUGGCUUCAAGGGAAGGACGUCCCUUCCAGCCAUUCCAACCCCACUGCCUCUCUACUCGGUCAAGGAUGGCCCCAACAGGCGUGGCUUCCUGCUGCUUUCGAUCUUCUGGAGAACUUCAGUCAACGGCGGACAGUAUUACGAGGAGAUUUGCACGUUUGCGAUGGCCAAAUCUAGGAACUCUUUUCCAGCGCCGUUGUAGCUCUUGCCAGCCAAUUUUCCCCCAAACACCUCUGUGGCCAGGCCACACCAGGCACCAGCAAGAUCUCCUCCAGCGAUCCAGUGGUUUGUGGAUUGGAUCAAAGAAGAUCCAAUCAAUAGCAUUGUGUUGGAAGGGGCCAGGAUUCUUACAUUUUGCUUUUUAUUGUUUUGCAUUCUGGUCUCGAAACGGUCCUUACUUUAUUUCAGGGUCUUGUUACCUGUUGCCCAGGUUGGUGGCAAAGCCUCCUGGAAAAAGACCCCAGGCUCCCCAUCUCUGCUUUUCCAGGGUUGUGUUGGCACCACACAAUCUCCUCUGUCCUACUUUCCUCCCCCCCUCUGGAUGCUCUUUAAUUAAUUCAUCACCAGCAGCAGCAGAGGGGAAGGCUGACCUCCCUGGUUUCACCCAGAGCUUGGUCUGAAUUUGAGAUUGAUUUUUUCCCCAAUUAAUGGCUAAUUCCAGCCUGCCUUAUCAGAUGAGAUGGGUAGAUAAAACUGGGGCGUGAGAUAAGCUUCCACAAAAUGUGGCAGUUAAGAUUUCUGGACGGCCUGUGGGCAAAAAAUCCAGGCCCUUUUCUGAAGCCUCUGCAUACAAUUCCAGAAAUUGUGGUCUUUUUUUUUUCUUAUUGUCCCGCUGUCUCUUCUGCUGGCAGCAAAUAGAUCAUCUGCCUUGUUGGCCUCGAGCAGAAUUUAAUUCAGGACCCCCCAAUGCUCACCCACCCCCCUUUGCAAUGAUCUGCCAACGGUCUGCUUUGGAAAUCAGCCCGCUGGUGAUCUUAGCUGUUCUGGAAGCUGUAAGAAACCAGGUUUCAAACACAAGCAGGACAGACGCAUAAACUUUAUGGACAAGUGAGUUUGUGCAGAGGUUGGAGAUAAACACUCCCAACAGAGUGAAUUAUUCGUCCUUAGCUUCUUAGGGAAAGCAAACUCUGGAACAGCGUUUUGAGCAUUUAGAGGGGGAAUGUUUCGAUAUUCAAAAGGUUUUGUGCACUAUUCUAAGCAGAAUCAGUUUCUUAAGACCCAAGUCACCAGAGGUGAAGAGUCAGGGGUCAGGGGUGCUAUCCCUGCCCACCCAUGCAGAAGUCUGUGAGAACAGGGUAGUUUUUCCUUCUAACAUUCCCCUCCUGUUUUGGGCUCCGAAAUGCUGAAUUAGAGGAGUGGGAAGUACAUAUCCCCUUUGUGCAUCUCGUGCCACCCAACAUCCUGGCGCUGCUUGAAUGAAAAAUGGGGCCCAGUGAAAGCCAGCAUUCGCCGUUCCAUCUUUCCUAAAUCUGCAGCACCAGGCUUCCCGAGCCUCACAGCCGCUAGCAUGCACCAGCCAUCGGAAGGAACGCCCGUCCUUGUGUCCGGCCGUCUUCCGUGUCCUCCUCGCGGGAGGCCGAAGAUUAAAAAAAAAAACGAAAUCGUGUCUUUUGGAUCGUUUUAUAAGAUUUCCACACGUCUGUUUGGGUAAAACUCGUUCCUGUUUCUCGGGAUUUCUUUGUAUUUGCUUCACAUCGUCGUUGAACAAGGACAGUGUGUUAUAUUUUUAUACCAGCGUCGAGUGCUGUUUUUCCCUGUAUAUUUCUGAAUAUUGUAUUUUAUCCGUAUUUCUAGGAAAUGCAGAAAGGCUUUAUGACGGGCCUCUUGUUAAUGCCAACCCACCUGGUUUCCCAUAAUUAGCUUUAUUUUGCUAUGGAGGUAUACCUGAAGUCCAGAGUCUCUUUACUUUUUGUUCGUUGCGGAUAGAAGAUUCGUAUGUCGUUUGUCCUAUUGUGUCCUCUGUGUACAGACAGAACGGGGUCUUUUCAGAACCUGUGUUUGUAUCUGCAGUUGCACUUCAAGUGUAUCCUAUUCUACAGGAGCUUUAAAGUUGGCUUUUGAGACAACAGCGGAUGAGGGAAUGCCAUUCCCGGGGGGGAAAAUACAUUUUUUUUUUGUGACUGGUUUGACUGUUGCAUGAAUUUAGUGGGUUGCAAAGCGAUUGCAUGGAAUUACGGUUACUUAAAAGAAGAGUUUUAUUUCAGCAAGAGAUGUGCUUUAAAGUUAAAAGUUGUACAUUUAAAAAAAAGAACAUAAUUUUAUUUAAAUUUAAUUAAGACAUCUUUAUCACAAGGGCUUUUAUGGCCAGGCAUAGAGGAAAAAAAAACAGAGGUCGAAGAAGUGUAUAAAGAGUGUUUUAUGGCCGGUUUGGCGUCUUUUAUUUCCAUAAAAAUAAUCUGGCAUUUCUUAACUUUGUCCCUGAAGUAAUA
Thamnophis elegans (Western terrestrial garter snake) is the source of this 4731-nucleotide messenger RNA. RefSeq names its product DIX domain containing 1 (gene DIXDC1). The coding region runs from base 93 to 2180 and encodes 695 amino acids. NCBI's taxonomy places the organism in Eukaryota, Metazoa, Chordata, Lepidosauria, Squamata, Natricidae. The transcript is spliced from 22 exons. Gene Ontology annotation, biological process: canonical Wnt signaling pathway. Gene Ontology annotation, cellular component: cytosol. The record is from RefSeq and is a predicted model, not a curated record. Gene Ontology annotation, molecular function: protein binding.